GCGCGCAAAGGCCGGCGCGUGCUCGUUCUCGUCUUGUACGCGCACCUGCACGCGCACCAGCCGCGCGCCCGCUCCUCCCGGGCCCUCGGCGCGUACAGUGAGAGCGCGCCACGCCGGGCCCGCCUCGAAGUCCAGGGGCCGAGCCAAGUACAAGCGUCCUGAGGCCGCGUCCAGGGCGAAGGUGCCCUCCGGGUCGGCGCCGCCCACCAGCGUGUAGGUCUCCCCCUCAUACCAGUUAGUGUGUACAGGAUGGUGCCAUUCUCCCCCUCAUCUGGAUCCUUGGCCUGCAGAGUCGUCACCAGUGUUCCUGGAGGCACGCGAUCUGAGAAAGAGCCAGAGGAAGCAGAAGGGGAUAGGAUCACAGGUGCAGGGAUUAAACGUGGAGAGGAGGAAGGACUCCUAUCCUCUGGGAUGCUACUCCCAUCUGUGAACUAGGUAUGGUCUGCGUUUUGAAGAGGCACAUCCGUCAGGUCUCCUUGGAAGCAGUGUACCUGGGCCAGGAUCUCAGCACAAUCAUGAAGCGGGGGUCUGCAUCAAGAUUGGGAACCCACGACGAUCGACUGACCUGCUGGCCCGGCCGGAAUGGUCAUUUAACAGUGUAUGUGUAGGGGGGUUAAAACCUAAGAGUGCUCCUGGAAACAAUGGAGAUUUUUGUGUUACCUGUGGUCAACUAUGUCUGGCAGCAGAUGAUCCUCUUUCUGAUACAUCAAAAGAAGGUAAAGAGGAAUAAACAUACAUGGGAGAAGGAAACGAAACUUCUGUGGCUGAAUUUAUCUUGCUGGGACUUUCACAAGAUCCAAAGAUCCAGAUCCUGCUGUUCUGUGUUUUCCUUACCAUUUAUCUUCUCUCCCUGCUUGGAAACCUGCUUAUAAUAAUCCUCACUCAAACUGACUCUCGACUUCACACUCCCAUGUACUUUUUCCUCAAAAACUUGUCCUUUGCUGACCUCUGUUUCUCUACAAGCAUCGUUCCUCAGAUGUUGGUCCACUUCCUCGUAAAAAGGAAAACCAUUUCCUUUGCUGGAUGCUCACUGCAGAUAACUGUCUUCCUUCUAGCAGGAUGUACAGAGUGUGUACUUCUGGCAGUGAUGUCCUAUGACCGCUAUGUGGCUGUCUGCAAGCCCUUGCAUUAUUCCACUAUCAUGACUCAGAGGGUUUGUGUCCAGUUGGCCAUAGUGUCUUGGAUCAGUGGGGCAUUUGUAUGUUCAGUGGACAGUGCAUUUACACUGUGUCUCCCCUACCAGGGACAGAAUAUAAUUAAUCAUUAUUUUUGUGAACCUCCUGCACUCCUGAAGCUGGCUUCGGCAGAUACCUACAAUGCUGAGAUGGCUCUCUUUUCAAUGGGUGUGAUUAUCCUCUUGGCACCUCUCUCCCUCAUCCUUGUCUCCUACUGGCAUAUUAUCUCAACGGUGAUUCAGAUGCAGUCAGAGGAGGGGAGACUCAAGGUCUUUUCUACCUGUGGCUCUCAUCUCACUGUUGUAGUUCUCUACUAUGGUUCUGGAAUAUUUGCCUACAUGAGACCCAAUUCCAAGACAAUGAAUGAAAAGGAUAAGGUCAUCUCUGUGUUCUAUUCAGUUAUGACUUCCAUGUUGAACCCCAUAAUUUAUAGCCUGAGGAACAAGGAUGUGAAGGGGGCUCUCAGGAGGCUGGUUAGAAGAUAGUCUACCUUUGGAGGCAGUGAUUUCUGACAUUUUUCUUAAGCACUUGGAGAAUUGUGAUUACAGUAGCUCUACUAUCCUCAUCCUUCCCCCCCCCUCAUUUUAUUACCCCAGUUGAUUUUUCUUUCCACACAUAUUCAUUAAAUGCCAAAUGCCUAUUCGGUGCAAACAUGUCCAGAAAACUUUGUGUUUUCCUUAAAAGGUUUCAUUACUUCUGGGACAACAGAGAGCCAUAUUCUGUCUUGCACUCUUUUGCUUUCUUAUUGCCUCUUUUUGCAGUUUCUUCCCUGAGGGAAACAUUUUCCUAGCAAAAUAAACUCACUCUUGAAAUGUU
Messenger RNA from Suricata suricatta (meerkat), 1991 nucleotides. Its product is annotated as olfactory receptor 2D3-like. Bases 737 to 1660 code for a protein of 307 amino acids. Gene Ontology annotation, molecular function: olfactory receptor activity; G protein-coupled receptor activity. Gene Ontology annotation, biological process: G protein-coupled receptor signaling pathway. Lineage: Eukaryota; Metazoa; Chordata; Mammalia; Carnivora; Herpestidae. The transcript is spliced from 7 exons. The record is from RefSeq and is a predicted model, not a curated record. Gene Ontology annotation, cellular component: membrane.